Molecule: messenger RNA, 564 nt
Organism: Asparagus officinalis (garden asparagus)
Lineage: Eukaryota; Viridiplantae; Streptophyta; Magnoliopsida; Asparagales; Asparagaceae
Product: cytochrome P450 CYP71D313-like
Exons: 3
Coding region: 124-549 (141 amino acids)
Molecular function (GO): monooxygenase activity; iron ion binding; oxidoreductase activity, acting on paired donors, with incorporation or reduction of molecular oxygen
Source: RefSeq, a predicted model, not a curated record
CUGCGGGGAGAAAGGUUCAUAUCCGCGUUGAGGAAGACGGAGGAGCUGGCCUCUGGGUUCAACCUCGCGGAUUUGUAUCCAUCCCUGGGUUUCCUCGGCGCGCUCACCGGGGUGACUUCACAGAUGAAGAAGGCUCACGGGGACGGCGAUGGGAUCCUGAAUCAGGUAAUGGAGGAGCACCGUGCGAGAAGGGAAGCAGCUGAAGCAGCUUCGGCCGGCCUCGGAGCCGAGAAGAGGGAGGAGGACCUUGUAGACGUUCUUCUGUCGGUUAAAGAGAAGGGGGGCCUUGAGUUCCCUCUCACAGAGACGAACAUCAAAGCUGUGCUCCUGGACAUGUUCAGCGGAGGGACCUCAACGGUGUCCGGGACCUUGGGAUGGACGAUGGCGGAGCUGAUGAGACACCCGGAGGUAAUGAAGAAGGCGCAGUCGGAGGUCAGGCGAAUCCUGAAGAGGAGAGAAAGGAUCGAAGAGGAAGACUUGAGACCCCUGAACUACACGAAACAAGUGAUGCAGGAGGCUCUGAGGCUGGCACCCGCGUUCCCUGGCUGAUCGCCAGGGUGUGCA